Molecule: messenger RNA, 1935 nt
Organism: Astyanax mexicanus (Mexican tetra)
Lineage: Eukaryota; Metazoa; Chordata; Actinopteri; Characiformes; Acestrorhamphidae
Gene: hnrnpca
Product: heterogeneous nuclear ribonucleoprotein C
Exons: 9
Coding region: 268-1197 (309 amino acids)
Cellular component (GO): nucleus
Molecular function (GO): RNA binding
Source: RefSeq, a predicted model, not a curated record
GCUCUUAUUAGAGCCGCAGGUUCGGAGGCGCUGUGAGUUGUAGCUGUAGCUUUAGCGGUAGCUAGCUUUACAUUUUCUCGAGUCUUUCGUGUUUUAUCUUUGAACUUUCGUGUAAGUUGCGGGGGCCGUGCUGCUGGGAAUUGUAGUUUUGGCUGAAAUCACCCAAGACCCCCCCACUCCCCCAGCCUGCAUACACUGGCCCCAUCCCUCAGUGACAAACCGCAGACAGACAGACAGACAGACGAACGACUGCAAGCCACAGACGCUAUGGACCGAUCCCCCUCCAGCAGCCUCCUGAUGGCGAGCAACGUGACCAACAAGACGGACCCUCGCUCCCUGAACUCGCGGGUCUUCAUCGGAAACCUGAACACCAUGCUGGUGACCAAGGCCGAUGUGGAGGCCAUCUUCAGCAAGUACGGGAAGAUCGUGGGCUGCUCUGUGCACAAGGGCUACGCCUUCGUCCAGUUCGCCAACGAGAGGAACGCCCGGUCCGCGGUGGCCGGGGAGGACGGCCGGAUGAUCGUGGGGCAGGUGCUGGACAUCAACCUGGCAGGUGAACCCAAACCUCACAGGUCGCAGACGACGAAGCGUCCAGCAGGAGAUAUGUACAGCAGUUCCACCUUCGAGCUGGACUAUGAUUUCCAAAGAGAUUACUACGACAGGAUGUAUGCCUACCCAUCCCGCGUCCCGCCACCCCCUCCCCCCCUCUCACGGGCAGUCAUCCCCUCCAAAAGGGCUCGGGUCAGCAUGAGCGGAGGAAGCCGCCGGACCAAGUCCAGCUUUUCCUCGUCCUCCAAAAGCAGCCAGCGCUCCUCAUCGCGAGCCAUUAAAGUGGAUGACCUCCAGACCAUCAAGAGGGAACUGGCUCAGAUCAAGCACAAGGUGGACUAUCUUCUGGAAAGCUUAGAUCGCAUGGAGAAGGAUCACAGCAAGAAGUCUGAUGGUAAGGUGUUGAAGACUGAGGCAGGCGAAGCUUCUUCUCAGCAGCACUCCAGCGUUAAGAAGGAGCGAGAGCGGGAGGAGCAGGAGAUCAACGACUCUGAAGAGGAGGAGGAAGAGGAGGGAGACCUGCUGGAGGAGGAAGAGGUGAAGAGUCACGGAGGAGAGAAUGAAGAAGAGGAAGGAGAAGAGGAAGAGGAGGGAGAGCAUGAGGAAGGAGAAGACGACGGCGACAGCGUCAAUGGAGAUGACCCAUAAACUCUCCUUAGAUAAACACACACACACACUAUACAGAAAAUCUACAGACACUAUACACAACACACACACACACACACACACACACACACACACACACACACACACACACACACACACACACACGUCUGGAGUAACAACACAGUUCUGCUCCUCCCAAACCCUUUUUAUCAGAAUUAUGGUUGUUUAUUAUUAUAUAUUUUUUUUAAUCUCAUAUUUUCGUUACGUAAAGAAUGUAAAGACACACACACACACACACACACUUGUUAUGAAGCUCAGUGUAAUUUUAAAGCCACACUCAUUUACUCCAGACCAUGUUUUUUCUUUCCCUCUUAGGAAUAAAAAAAAAGUAGUUUUUAAUACAUUCCUCAUCAUUCCCACACAUUUUAGAAACCGGUUCAUGUUUUCGGAUUCAGAUCUUUUUUCUUUAUUUCUUUCUUUCUCGAUUGUUCCAAGUGAAGAGCAAUGGAGUGUGUGAGCGUGUGUGUGUGUGUGUCUGAGUAAAGACACACCUCUAAAGAGAAGAGUAGAGUGUAUUUCUGUGGACUCUGGUUAUUUUAACAGUGGGUUAUUUUCCUCUGGCUCUGUUAUUACUGAGUGGGGGGCUGAGAUCACACUUCCUCCUCCAUCCUGGAAACAGUAUGUAUGUUAAUAUUUGCGUGUUUUUUUUUUUUUUUUUUAUGUCACCCUCGUUCCGGUAAGUUCUACAUAUAAAUUUCAAUAAAAAUGAUGGUAAAGUAA